This is a messenger RNA of Cynoglossus semilaevis (tongue sole), 4599 nucleotides long. RefSeq names its product P2Y purinoceptor 14-like. Gene Ontology annotation, cellular component: membrane. The coding region runs from base 2707 to 3705 and encodes 332 amino acids. Gene Ontology annotation, molecular function: G protein-coupled purinergic nucleotide receptor activity. NCBI's taxonomy places the organism in Eukaryota, Metazoa, Chordata, Actinopteri, Pleuronectiformes, Cynoglossidae. Gene Ontology annotation, biological process: G protein-coupled receptor signaling pathway. The record is from RefSeq and is a predicted model, not a curated record. The transcript has 3 exons.
GCUGCAGAAUUUAGAACGUCGCAAGGACUCUAUUAGAGAUGUGAGAGAGAGGACAAGAGGAAGUGAGUAGUAUCAAAUAAGACAAAAAGGUGAAAAAGGUAGAGACAGGAAGAAGACAAGGAUGACAAAAAAUGAAACCAGAGAGAAGAAGCUCUGCCACCUGGGACAGAAACCUGUUGUCUUUAUAAACAGGAGUUUUCUUUUAAGCAGUUGUAUUGUAAUGGACAGUUUAAUGUGAAACAUCAACUUGACUCAGAUGCUGUCUGUGGUGUGAUCUUCACAUGCUGGAGUGGAAGUGAAACUAGAUUGUGAUGAUGUGCAUUCUUCCUAAGAACCAGACUCCACUUCUGCACCUGUGCUGCACCACACUGGCCGGCAGAGUUUAAAUACAUUCACCGUUGUUGGUUUUGUGACUGAGGAAAGUCCUGCAAUGGGUUCUUGUCAGUGCAGAAAAAAAUGCAUAUAAAAUUCAUUGUCAGUUCAAAUUUGAUGUCUUUUUAAAUCUUAGACAGGGUGAAGCCAAAACCUCAGAACUUUCGAAGAGUCAGAGAGGAGAAGUUCUCUCACAGAUAUGCUUUAGUGCCAAGGUUUUUAACUCUUUUCACUGAUGUCGACCCUGUGAAAAGCUUGUUUGAAAAAAAAAAAGAUUUAUGAUUCAUUGUGACAAAUCACAGAGAACCAUUGCUUGAUUUUUCCUCCGUAACUGUGAAGAGUAGAAGGGAUUUGAAAGUGAAGUCUGACGUCACUUUUUCUGACCAGUACCUGUUCAAUCUUGAACUGUGACCAGUGUUUUCCUGGGCCCCUCGUUGGUAGAUUGGUUUUAUGUAAAGGGAUCAACUGAGAAAAUUGGGUUAAUAAAGCUCAGGGCCUGGACAUGGAUUUCAUAAAUUUCACCACUAGAUGCCACUAAAGCCUACAAACGUGUAGACUGCUGAAGUUUUACAAUAGGAAGAAUAGGAAGAGUCUGAGCCUGAACUACACGAUGAGCACUGGCCCCUCCUCCACUGUGAUGUAAUCAAAUAUAUACUAUAAGUAUUUUUUUUUAUUAGACAAAUAGAUGCUUUAGAUUCAGGAAGAAUUUGUUUGAUUGGUUGUUGAUUUUUUACUUUGUUAUUUUAACUUUGUACAUUGAUGUUGGAUUGUAAUUUAAAUUUUUUCUAUUGCACAUGUUAAAUAAAAAGAGACAGAAGAAAGAAAAAAAUGAACAUGCAAACAAAAUUCAAUCAACAAUUAAAAUACAUUAAAAAUGACAUCAACAUUUCAGAUCUGAUUGGUUCAAUAGGACAAGUUCAAGUCUAUGAAAUAUAAAGUAACACAGUAAAACAGGAAAGUUAAAUAAGAAAUGUGGUUGUCAGUGUAUUUCAGUGGUGCAGCAGCUGCAGUAACUUCCUCAACUGGGGACAAACAACAAAGUUGAAGCUGUGAUAAAAAUACAUCGACAUACGUCCACACCGUAAACUUCAAUAAUCUCACCGUGGGAGGUCAGCUGACGCAAACUUCGUUUCCUUGUGUCUGUGCUCAUGGCCUGGUUUUAAAUGACAGUUGUCACAGAUCUGAUCGUGCCUGUACCUCGUAGAACCUCAAACCUUAAUUUAAGGCCCUAAGCCUCCUAUUACUCCCUGGGACGCUGAGACCUAAAGUAAGAGCCAGUUUAAUUGUACAUUGACUUGGGUUUAGUUUAUUUCUGUUUUAGUGUGGAAUCAGGAUGCUGUAAGAACUAAAGUUCUCUUUUCUUAUGGACAAAGAAAGUAGGAUGUGGAGUCAGGACCAGAAGUACAGGCACGGAAGAACGGGUUUGGUCCAUCUCGCUGAGAAUCUGAGUUUGUUCAUGGCUUUUAGAAAAGUGACAACACAGUCAACAGAUGCAGUCAGUCUCAGCCACAGAUGAUGAUGGUUGAUGUGGUUUUAACAAGAAAGCAGUACAUGAAAGCAGACCAUGCAUCACUUCCACGCCCACCGCCACGAAUGACAAAACAGGAGGAAGUGACAACUCUUUAUUGUUAAGGACUCACAGUAACAGACGUUCACACAGGUGAGUGAUGCAAGAGAUUUGAUCGAAAGUCACAUGUCAGGCUGAACUCUUCUGUUAAAAUAUCCGAGAGACGAGAGCAACAGUGAGACUUCUGUUCCAACUGAUUAUAUAACAAUAUCCAGGUAAAGCAAAUAUUCACACAACCUAACAUAACGGUUGUCUUUACUCAACUUCAAAGAGAUAGUGAACAGUUCAAUAUGAAUGUGAAAUUAAAUUUGACAUAUUUGAAAAAGAAGUAUGCAAAACUAUGUAAAAUACUGUGUCAGCAUCAACAUGUAGACAUGCCAACUUGGUGUACUAUUUUUAGAUGUUUCUGCUCUUUGUUAAAAACUGGAUACGCUUUUUUUCCCUUUCCAGCUUUGCUCAUAUUCAUUUUAUUGUGUGUUUCAUCAGUUUAUCAUAAAAAAGCUGAGGUCAGAAUAAUUUUCUGCUUACUCAUUCUUUAUAGGAACAUCUGCAACAAACCAAUGACUGUCACCAAGUCUAAAUAAGUGCAUGUAGACAACUGGAGCUCUGUGGCCAAAUAAAAUUAACCUUUGUGCAAAUGCCUUUUGUCUGUCACUUCCCUCUGAACAUGAACCUCGUUCUGUCCCUUUAAAUAUCUGCCAUCAGAGACACAGACUUCACUGGUUCACAGGUGGACGUCAUUCAGCCGGUCAUCCAACAAAAACAAAAUGAACAUCAGCAACUCCACACACUGUGAUCAGGUCCAAACCUCGGGGCACAUCUUCUUCAUUGUCACCUACAGUCUGCUGUUUCUGGUGGGUUUGCUCCUGAACGGUUUCACCAUGAAGGUUUACUUUUGUGGAUUCCGACAGCCAAGCCCCAGCAGUGUGACGGUCUACCUGAAGAAUCUGGUGGCCGCAGACUUCCUGAUCAGCCUGUGUCUUCCCUUACGCAUCAUCAACUUUGCCAGCAGCUCCCUGCCUGUCCGUCAGGCCUACUGCAAAUUUGGUUCCUCUGCCUUUUACCUCAACAUGUAUGCAAGCAUCCUGUUCAUGGGCUACAUCGCAGCAAACAGGUACCUAAAGAUCGUCCAUCCUCAGGGGACUCACAUCUUGCAGACAGUUAAAGCUUCUCACAUCAUCUCCACCUCCACUUGGAGCUUCCUCCUCACCAUGAUGGUCACCUACAUCACACUGUCAGUGCUCAGUGAGAAGUCAGUCUCCUCAUUCCCUGCCACAGUGAGCUGUGAGGUUCUCCACAGUCAUGUUCUCAAUCUUUUCUACAAAAUCAUUCACGCCUGCUCUGCUGCCAUCUUCCUGCUGGUUUUCUUCUCCCUGAUUUUCUUCUACUACAGCACCUCCCACAGGUUAUCACUGGUACAGGAGAGGCAGCCAGCAUCAUCCAGCUCCAAGAAACUCAUCAAAUCCCGCAGGAACAUGUUAGUGCUGGUCACUGUCUUCUGUGUUUGCUUUGUACCUUACCAUGUGGUGCGGCUGCCCUAUGCCUUCCUGAGUACGAGGUGUUCAUUCGGCCAGGUGUUUUUCUACCUAAAAGAGGUGACCGUCAUGGUGUCCACCCUCAACAUCUGCCUGGACCCCCUGAUCUAUUUCAUCUUCUGCAGGGCCUUCAGAGCCCAGUUUAGGAUGAGGAGAACUUUCAGCCGGAGUGGAAAAAAGAGCGAGGAGGCAGUGACUGUCAGGGCAGAAACAAACACCGACAUGUUGUGAACAUUAAUGUUGUUGUUGCAGCAAAUGUGGUUUUUGUGGCGCUGCUCUGUGUUUGUGUUAACCUUUUAAAGUGCGUAGCCAUGUUCCUGUUAAAGUGAUGAUGAAGUAUUUUAAAGGUAGUCAGGACCUUGUUUGUUUUAGUCACCUCAGAGGGUGACUAAAACAAAGAAGGUCCUGACUACCUUUAAAAUACAUCAUUUAUUAACCAUGGUUAAUUAAAAAAAAAAAAUUCUACCAAAAGUAAAUAUUUCACACACUGAUCAAAUCUUUCCAAUCUGUAAUCAUUUAAUAUUUUUUAUAAUUUGUUAAAGACUCUAAAGACAGAAAAACAAAUUGAAAAUGUAAAUGUAUAAGCUUAUUGUUUAAAUUGUUGAUAUAUAUUAAAAUGGGAUCAAAUGCAAUUUAUUACAAAUCUCCUAAUUCAGUGGUUCUCAAACUGUGGUACACAGCGGUACGCGAGCGCUCUCUAGUGGUAUGCGGGGGAAAUUCAUAUUUUCACAUUUACAUUUUCUGAAUAAAUCUGAAACAUACCAUGAUGACCCAAACCUCUCCACAUUAUGGACUUUAAAGUGAACAACAGCAAAACAAAAGAUGGGCCUGGAGCUGUGGCGUUUAAGAGAGUUCUUACGGACAGGAUAAAUCUGUCAGACAUAUAUACAUGGAGCUGCCCUCUGAUGCCUGUUAGAGAGGACAUUCACAUCACACUCACUCCAUUAAACAGAUUUACUCUCCUGCUACAAACGUUUGGUUACAACCUGGGCUGUUCCUCUGGACCAGGAUGGUUCCUGUGUUUUCUCCUGUCACUGAGUCAGGCCUGUUGGCUCAGUCGGACCCAACACUACUCUCUGUGGAUCCAUUUAAUAGAAAACAUCUGGUCUCACAGUGUGUGUGCAU